GCUGUGCUUCAAACCAUUUGAGCUAGCUGACUCACGACGCCAUCAGGCGCGAGACUUGCAGAGGAUUACUUUUUUUUUGCUGUCGUCCGGAUUUAUACGGAGUAUAACGGCACUUUUGUUUCCAGAACCGCUCUUCUUAGACGUAUCAUUUGCAUUGAACCACCGCCAUCGAUGAGUGUCAUUGUCAACUGGACGCCAGCGCUCGAGUCCCGAUAUCUCCCAGCAGUAUGGAACCCGAGUCCGCAGCGCGACUGCAGAGCUUAAACCAUUGUACUGCGUCAAGACUGUAUGCGCCAUCGCAACCCUGUACUGUCGCCAUCCGAGCGAAUAAAGAGCGCAGCGUUUCGUCGAAAUCAUGGGGAGCGACGGAGGAAAAGAAGAAAUUUGGAAAUACGCUGCGUCAUGUCUGGUCGCGUUGCGAAGUACGUGAUAUGGAAGGAUCGUGGUCCACCAAUAUACCCACCGCCGGCAUGGGGUUCAUCGCAAAUCCCUACUCAGGUCUUGACUCGCUCAAGACCGCUGCUUUGCUAUCAGAGAUCAUAUUAACAGGACCCGAACCUACGCAUGAUGGCCAGUCACCUCCGUCUUAUGAAGAAGCUAUCAGCGAUCUACCUCCAGAAUAUUCUACUAUCCCGGUUCUAGCCCGCGCAAAAGUGUCCACACCUGAGCCAGCACCCCCGCAUAGAAUUCGAGAUCAUAAGCGGCAGGCUCCUGGGCAGUGCGCUCCCAGUGCAUCAAUAGAUUUCGGAGAGCCGUAUGGUGCCCGGGAACACAAAAAGAAGAAGGGUUCUACCGCCAAGAAGACACAGACGAAUAAAUCCGCAGGAUCGGAUAACGAAGGUGAAACUAAUGCAAAUAAUGAAGGCCAGGAUGGCGGAGAUGCUGGUUCUGGCGGCGGGUCAGCCGGAGAUGGCAAUAAUGGCGGUGGUGGUGAUGAUGGUGGCGACGGCGGCGAUGACCCCGGUGAUGACUGGACCGAUUGGGCUACGGGGGGUAGUAAGAAGAAAAACAAGAAGAAGAAGGCCGAAGAGGAGGAACAAAGAGCGAAGGAAGAAGAAGAGAAGAAAGCAGCCGAGGCCGCAGCCGCUACCUCUGCAGCCAAUAAUCUUAGCUGGGCCGACGAGACCGAGGCAAAUGCCGAUGAUAUAUGGGCCGGUUUCACUACCGCCGGCAAGAAAAAGAAGGAUAAGAAAGGAACUGCUGGACUGGCGCCUGCUCCGGCAGCAGACCCGCCUACGAAUUCAUUUCAGGAUGUCAGUCUCGAUGACACUACGCCUCAGCUGGAUCUGAGUUUUGACGCACCAGGUGGGAAGACCUCAGGGGCUGGGUUCGGUUUUGGCGGCUGGGGUACAGACUGGAACACUGGAAACAAAUGGGGCUUCGAUAACGCCAACAAUGGAUCCAAGGGAAAUGGGGGCGGCGAAAAAAAGAGUGAUAAUCCCUGGUCAUUGGGUUCAGGCGGAAAAGACAAGAAGGGGUUCGACUUCGGCAAUCUCGGAAAGGACAAUACUGCUUCUGUGACAAAGAACGAGGAGCAGGAUGAUUGGGGAUUUGCUACUGUCAGCAAGAAAGACAAGAAGAAGAAAAAUGGCGCUACGCAGGAGCCUGAACCCGCAUCCGUCCAGGAACCAGAGCCUGCUGACGACUGGAAUAUCUGGGGCACGAAAAAGGACAAGAAGAAAGGCAAAGAUGCUACCGAGGAGCCUGCAAAAAAGCCAGAUCCCCCGCCGGCAGAGCCUGAACCUGCAGCCGACGACAUUUGGGCAGUAUGGGGAAAGAAAGAUAAAAAGAAGGGAAAGGCUGCCGAAGAACCGCCAAAGGAGCCAGACCCUCCUGCUCCGCCAGAACCUGAGCCGAUCCCGGAUGCCUGGGGAACCUCAAUCAGUAAGAAGGACAAGAAAAAGAAAGGCCUCUUGAAGGAAGACCCAGUGCCGGAGUCCAAGCUUAAGGAAGCAUCAAAUGACAAUAUCUGGUCGGCUUUGGGGACGUCCAAGAACAAGACAGAGACUGCUGAUGAUAAUGCAUGGAGCAGGGCCACGUUAGCCAAGAAGAAAGACGACAAGAAUUCUUUUGAAGACCCGGUCCCAGCGCCUGAGCCUCCGCCAGCAGUGGCUGAAAAUAAGGAUGCAGAAGAUGGCUGGGGAGGUUGGGGAAUUUCAACAAAGAAGGACAAGAAGAAGAAGGGAGCGGUAGCAGAGCCACCACCCGCACCGCCGGCUCCGGAGCCUGCAGCAGCAGAUGACUGGAGUAUCUGGGGUACUGCAAAGAGCAGUAAAAAGGGUAAGAAAGACAAAGUUGUGGAACCAGAGCCAGCACCCGAACCUGAACCUCAACCUGAACCCGAGCCUGAGCCAAGUCCUACAGUAACUUGGGAUCCGCUCUAUGAGAAUUGGGCCACUUUAUCAGGAAAGGAGCAGAAGAAGAGAGAAAAGCAACUCAAAGCAAAGGGUCUUCCUAUACCGGAGAAGGAUAUUCCUAUUCCGACAAAACCUGAACCUGAGCCUGAGCCAGCGCCCGAAUCAGAACUUAAACCUGAACCUGAGCCGGAGCCUGAGCCUGAGCUGGAACCUGCAGUAACUUGGGAUCCACUCUAUGAGAAUUGGGCUACUUUAUCCGGCAAAGAGCAAAAGAGAAGAGAAAAACAGCUCAAGGAAAAGGGUCUUCCUAUACCAGGGAAGGAUAUUCUUUCUAUUCCAACUAAGCCUGAGCCAGAGCCAGAGCCAGAGCCAGCACCUGAAUUAGAACCUGAACCAGAGCCGGAGCCGAAGCCGGAACCUGCAGCGCCUUGGGAUCCACUCUAUGAGAAUUGGGCCACUCUAUCAGGCAAAGAGCAAAAGAGAAGAGAAAAACAGCUUAAAGAAAAGGGUCUUCCUAUACCAGGGAAGGAUAUUCUUUCUAUUCCAACUAAGCCAGAGCCAGAGCCAGAGCUAGAGCCAGAGCCAGAGCCAGCACCUGAAUUGGAACCUGAACCAGAGCCGGAGUCGAAGCCGGAACCUGCAGCGCCUUGGGAUCCGCUCUAUGAGAAUUGGGCUACUUUAUCAGGUAAAGAGCAAAAGAGAAGAGAAAAGCAGCUCAAAGCAAAGGGCCUUCUUGUACCAGGGAAGGGUAUUCCUGUUCCAACUAAGCCAGAGCCGGAGCCUGAGCCUGAGCCUGAACCUGAACCUAGGUCUGAGCCUGAGCCAGAGCCAGCACGCGAACCAGAACCAGAACCUGAGCCUGAGCCUGAGCCAGAACCACAACUAGAGGCUAAACCUGCGGCGCCUUGGGAUCCGCUUUACGAGAAUUGGGCCACUCUAUCUAGUAAAGAGCAAAAGAGAAGAGAAAAGCAGCUCAAAGCAAAGGGCCUUCUUGUACCAGGGAAGGGUAUUCCUGUUCCAACUAAGCCAGAGCCGGAGCCGGAGCCAGAGCCAGAGCCAGAGCCAGCACGCGAACCGGAACCAGAACCUGAGCCUGAGCCGGAACCUGAGCCCAAGCUAGAGGCUCACCCGCAGGAUCCGCUUUACGAGAAUUGGGCUACUUUAUCAGGUAAAGAGCAGAAGAAAAGAGAGAAGCAGCUCAAAGCAAAAGGCCUUCCUAUACCAGGGAAGGACAUUCCUAUUCUAACUGAGCCUGACCCUGAGCCAGAACCUCAGCUAGAACUAGAGCCAGAACCUGAGCGCGAACCUGAGCCUAAGCCAGAGGCUCAACUGCAGGAUCCGCUCUACGAGAAUUGGGCUACUUUAUCAGGCAAAGAGCAGAAGAAAAGAGAGAAGCAGCUCAAAGCAAAAGGCCUUCCUAUACCAGGGAAGGACAUUCCCGUUCUAACUGAGUCUGUAGCGGAACCUGAACCUGUCGUUGAACCCGCCCCUGAACCUAUUGUGGAACAACCUCCCGAAGAGGAUUGGGGAAUCUGGGGAACCGCAAAGGAAAAGAAGAAGAGCAAAAAGAGCAAAGCUAUAGAAGAGCCUCCACCUCCGGCACCUACUCCUCCUGCUCAAGGCCUCACCCCCGAGCCAGACCCAGCUUCUGCUCUAGAUGCUAUCGCUGAUGAUGACCCGUGGGCAGGGUUCAGUACAAAAACGAAGGGCACUAAGAAGGGUACACUAACUAAGACGAAGGUCGAUGAUAGCAAGCUGCUAAAGACUAAGAGCAAAGAGAAGGAGCCAGUCGAAGAGUCUAAACCAGAGCCGGCUGUGGCAGAUACUCCAGCUAAAGCGGUCAGGAGUUUCUGGGGAAGUCUAGGCACAAGCACAACGACUAAGUCAAAAUUGAGCAAGUCGAAAGAAGAGAAACCCAAGGACCCUGAACCCGAACCUAAAGCCGAUCUACUGGACCUUACGGAAGAGUCACCCAAGAAAAGUAGCAAGUCCGAGAUCAAAGCUGGUGAUGCCGGCAAGAAGUCUCACGGUAUCGAUGAUCUCCUGAUUGAUGUAGGGGGUGGAGAGGCGCCUACCGCGGCUGCGGAUGAUGCAGCCGCGACAGCCGCGCCGCCAGCGAAGACUGCGUCCGCAUCGAAGACCAAGACAACUGGCAAGCUCUCAGUCGCCGAACGCAUCAAGGCCCUUGAGCCGGCCAAGAAGGAUAAGGAGAAGGAGAGGGAAGAAGAGAAGGAAAAAGAGAAGCAAGAAGAGAAGGCGAAAGAGGCUGUUGAGCCUACGGUGGAGCCUCCACCUAAAAAGGCAACUACUUUAUCCAAGUCAAAGUCGACCAAGACUUCUUCAUCCAAAAAAGAAACAGCAAUACCUCCUCCUGCUCCCGAGCCUGUUGAGAGGAAGGAAAAAUCGCACGACUCUAUUCCAGGCAGUUUCCCGGACGGCCCGGACGACGAAGCCCCGGAGCCGCCAGCUGCUCCAGAACCUGCUCCAGAACCUGCUCCAGAACCUGCUCCAGAACCUGCUCCAGAGCAAGUAUCCAAGAAAACCAAGAAGAGCUCUGAGCCCAAGAAAGAGCCAUCACCUGUGAUAGACGAGCCUACACCCGUUGAGGCACCACCAGCACCAGCCCCGGAAGAGGAACCUGGUGCACCCCCAACUCCGCCUCCUGAAUCUGCUCAUGCGAAGCAUCCUAGAAGGGAACGCACGAAAGUAGAACGUACGGCAGGUGCUUCCUCGUGGGGCUUCUGGGCUGCUGCUCCACCAAAGAAGCCAUCUAAGAGAGACAGUAGACCGAAAGAAGAAAUCGACAUCCCACGGACAAAGGAGCGAUCUCCACCUGCUCUGGCUAGGUCUAAGUCCGAUGCGACCAGGCGUCAUCGACACCGUGUAUCGGAAAACGAAGGCGAGAGAUCGUCCACUUCUGACAGAGAGAGGAAAGCAGAGGCGAAGUCUUCCCGCCAGAAUCGCGGUAUGGGACUCUCCAAUUUUCUCCUUGGCAACGCGCCUCCUCCUCCUUCCAGAACCAAGUCUGGUCGACGGGCUGGCGGUUCUGCCUCGAGACCGACUUCAAGGCGUCCAUCUGUCGACGUUGAGGACUCUGGACUCCUAUCACCGCCUCCUGAUGAAAGACGAGAAAUGCCUGAUAAAGCAGCGAAAAUGAUGGGGAUUAGUUCAUCUAAGCGCAACAGAGAAGGUAGACGGUCAGAAAAAAGAAAAUCAGCGCCCGAUCCUUAUACCUUAGACGAGGAUGAUAUUGUAAUGGUCAACGGAGAUGAAUAUGAUAUAUCCUCGAAGGAGGCCUCAAGAGCCAAAAGGAGAAGUAGGUCCAAAAGAGAGGCGAAAACAAGGGAUGCGGAUGUUCAAGAUGAUAUCGUCAUGGUUGACGCGCCUCAGGGGCCAGAAGUAUUCUCUGGGCCUGAUGAUCUUGCCUUUGUCGAAGCUCCGCCAAAGGAGCGACACCAUAGACGGUCUAGCAAUGCACCUAAGAAGCCAGAAGGCGGUGGAUUCAUGGCGCUUCUUGGAUCGCUGCGGAAGCCUUCGAGACCGGAUCCUCCAGAACGUCGCAGGUCCCGGUCGUAUCGUGACGAUGAUGCCAAACACAUGACGGAUGUUGAGAGGGAAGAAGCCCGACGUAUUAGACGAGAGGAUAGGAAAAGGAGACGAUCAACGAGACCAGAGACUGAUGUGGAAGGCUUUAUGACCGAUGCAGCUCCGCCCGGUGGUGCAGAUACCGAACCUGAAGAUACAGAGGCGCGGAGAGCCGAACGCAGAGCAAAACGCUCUUCACGGCACGCUGCUGAACUCAGAGAAGCUGAAGAGCGCCGGAUUAGGAGGCGAGAGGAAAAAGAGGCCCGUGAGAAGCGUGCCCGCGAGGAAGAGGAAAGGGAAGAAGAAAGGAGACGUGAAGAAAAAAGAGCCCGUAGAGCUGCUCGGGAGGAACGCCGGGCCCGGGAGGAGCAGGAAGCUAGAGAAACAGAAGCCCGCGCUGAAGCCAGAGCGACAGAACGACGCGAACGACGACGCACAAGAGAGGUAGAAGAAAUGAACGGGGGCUCCAGACACCGGUCCAAAUCUGGUCGACGACGCUCUCACGCGCCGGAGGAGGACUAUGCUGGUGAACGACACCAUCAACCUGGCCGAUCGAGACGUCGAAGACCAACUGCACCAGACCCGGCAGAGUUCCACCCUGUUAUGUCUGGCGGUAAAGAUAAAACGUCGUCUUGGGUCCAUUCGCAAGCCACAGAUCCUCCCGAGCCACCUCCACUUGUAGCCACUGUGAUUGAUGUACCGACAGGCCCUGAUGCUCAAAACGGCCACUCUCUGUCUUCGGAUGAGGAGGCUCGUCGGGAAAUGCGUCGUUUGGCUCGUCGACGCGCCAAAUAUCCGGGACUCACCGAUGAUGAGAUUGCAGAACGACGUGCUCGACGUCGAGAAGCACGCAGGGGCGACCGCGACGGUAUCAAGAGCAGCUCAGGAAGCGGCGACUACGAACGCGAGCGUUGGAGCAGAGCAUACGACAGCCGGCAUGCACCUCCCGCCAGUGGAACGAAAAGAACAAGCUGGCUGAAGCGACUCACUACGCUGUGAAGUUGCAUAGUGAGAUACCGAAAGUAUCUUGAAGCGGGUUUCUGUUCAGUCCUUUCUUCCAACCAACCCCCCAUGGUAGCUGCGCUAUGGACCGCUCAUGUUACGAUUGAUAUGAUGAAA
This is a messenger RNA of Paecilomyces variotii, 7061 nucleotides long. RefSeq lists its product as hypothetical. The record is from RefSeq and is a predicted model, not a curated record. NCBI's taxonomy places the organism in Eukaryota, Fungi, Ascomycota, Eurotiomycetes, Eurotiales, Thermoascaceae. The coding region runs from base 228 to 6941 and encodes 2237 amino acids. The transcript has 5 exons.